UAAAUUGAAAGUUGAUGGAAUAAAUUUUCCCUAGGCCUAUAGCUAUAGAAAUGCUUUUAUUCAGUAAGUAACAGCCUUUAUAAUAAUUGCAAAUUGAUGUGCUCUUCACAAGAACCACUUACAGAUGUGAUUUAAAAUUUCAAAGUAGAAGACCUAGUCAUAAUGGCCAGCAAUAUCACCAGAGCACAGGAGAUAAUUCUCUGUCAUCUUUGUGAUAUCGAUGCCAAAGCUGCUGCACUUCUCUGUAAUUCCUGUCAGGUCAACUUAUGCGAAGAAUGCGUAGGAAAACACUAUAUGACGUCAUCGUCUUCCGCACACGAAAUUGUUAAAUACAAAGACAGGAAGUUCCAUCUUAUUUUCACAAACUGCGAGUCUCACAAAAGUGAAAAAUGCACCGUGCAUUGUCAAAACUGUGAUAUACCAGUCUGCAUAAAAUGUUUAACAGGGGUCCAUAGGGGACACGAGGCUUCUGAUCUCUCGAAAAUAGUUGAAUCAAAAAAGCGCCAGAUCAUAGAAAACACUGCUCACCUUGAAAAUCUAAUUCCUCAGUUUGACCAAGCCGAUGCAAGGAUCGCAACAAGUUUGGCAGACUUUAUUUCAAGGUGUGAUGAAUUGCAGAUAGCUGUUAACAAAUUUGGAAAAGAAUGGCAUCGUAUCGUGGAUGAAAUCGUCGAUAAAAAUAAAAAAGACAUCGCCAAGAUGAAAGAAGAUGGAAUUCGAGAAAUAGGAGAUUACCAAGACGAAAACAAGAACACACA
This is a messenger RNA of Saccostrea cuccullata (small rock oyster), 758 nucleotides long. RefSeq names its product E3 ubiquitin-protein ligase TRIM45-like. The record is from RefSeq and is a predicted model, not a curated record. The transcript has 2 exons. The annotation marks the transcript as partial. Gene Ontology annotation, molecular function: ubiquitin protein ligase activity; zinc ion binding. Lineage: Eukaryota; Metazoa; Mollusca; Bivalvia; Ostreida; Ostreidae. Gene Ontology annotation, biological process: protein monoubiquitination.